This is a messenger RNA of Panthera uncia (snow leopard), 6942 nucleotides long. It is a transcript of the gene EXTL3, whose product is annotated as exostosin like glycosyltransferase 3. The coding region runs from base 1128 to 3887 and encodes 919 amino acids. Gene Ontology annotation, cellular component: membrane. Gene Ontology annotation, molecular function: glycosyltransferase activity. The transcript has 7 exons. The record is from RefSeq and is a predicted model, not a curated record. NCBI's taxonomy places the organism in Eukaryota, Metazoa, Chordata, Mammalia, Carnivora, Felidae.
AGAACUGUCGGGGGCAUUCUCUCCGCACUCCAUAGGUAGGUUUCUCUAAAGGACGAGGAACAUUUGUAGGGCGCUGGUUUGAAGGCUCAGGGGACCUGCCGCGUCUUUUCUUCCCGCUCGCCCGGCUGGCCGCCCUCGCACUCGCUUUCCCACAAUCCCCGGCUCUGUCGCCGCCGCCACAGUUCCUGGACCCUGGCGAACCCGGCGGCUGAGCCCGAGGCCUCGGCGGCCCUUCGGGCGCUGCCCGGAAAGUCGCCCCCGCCCCUCGCCCCUCGGCUCGUGAGAGCCCGGGUUCGGCCAUUUCCGGCCCGGCGCACUUCGGCAAGUUCCGCAGACGCUUGUCGGAAAUGGCUGCCCACCGGCAGGGGGAGCGGAGGAUCCGGCGCGGCCUGGAAGGCGGGCGGGAGGCGGCGAGAGCGGCUCUUGGGCACCCGAGUUUCGCACAGGCGGCGGAGGCUCGUCCCUGAGCUGGAAGCCGGUCGGACUCCUGGCGACGGCGGCGGCUGGGGCCCCGAGCAGGGAAGCGGCGACCAGGAAGCGGCUCGUGGAGAGCAAGCCCUGGACCUGGAGCUCACUAUUUUAAGAAAUUAUAUACUGAAGUAAAAUGCUGCAUGAGUUAGAGAAAGGAAGGAUCCAGAAACAUAUGGCCUCAUUGUUGGCAAGGACAUCGAUAAGAGGGUGACAUUCAUUUCUGUUCUAACCAGCUACUUUAUAACUGUGAAUAGUAACUAUGCAUAUUUGUUGCUCAGCAAAACCAAGGAACAAGAGCUAUGGCAGUUGAAAAAGUCUGUCUGAUUCCAGGGUAUUUUUCCUGGGUUUCAUCAUCAGGGACCUUCUCCUUUUUAUCUCAUCAACAAUGUGGUACCUUUUACCAUUCAGUAAAGAUUAAGGACAUGUUCUUUGGUCAGCAACCAGAACUUAAAAUCUGCUGGAAUAAGGUCAGAGACCAUUUCAAUUACAGCUGAGGAAAAUGAAAUUUCCAUUUUAUUUGGUGCCUUGUACAGGGAGCACACUAACUCUUAACAGAAAGGUCUGAGUGAAAAGAGAUUGAGUUCGUCUAAUAGAAACUCAUGGUUAUGGCGAGUGACCCAACGUGAUUAGAGGGGGCAAGAGCCACACAGGAACUCAUGACGGGCUAUACCAUGUUGCGGAAUGGGGGAGUGGGGAAUGGAGGUCAAACCUGUAUGUUACGGUGGUCCAACCGGAUCCGACUCACGUGGCUCAGUUUCACACUCUUCAUCAUUCUGGUUUUCUUCCCCCUUAUUGCUCACUAUUAUCUCACCACCCUGGAUGAGGCUGAUGAGGCAGGCAAGCGGAUUUUUGGCCCAAGGGCUGGUAAUGAACUAUGCGAGGUAAAGCAUGUGCUGGAUCUUUGCCGGAUUCGUGAGUCUGUAAGCGAAGAGCUUUUGCAGCUGGAAGCCAAGCGGCAAGAGCUGAACAGUGAAAUUGCCAAGCUGAAUCUGAAGAUUGAAGCCUGUAAGAAGAGCAUUGAGAAUGCCAAGCAGGACUUGCUUCAGCUCAAGAAUGUCAUUAGCCAGACUGAGCAUUCUUACAAAGAGCUGAUGGCUCAAAAUCAGCCCAAACUUUCUUUGCCUAUCCGAUUGCUUCCAGAGAAGGACGAUGCCGGUCUUCCUCCCCCAAAGGUCAUACGGGGAUGCCGGCUGCACAAUUGUUUCGAUUAUUCUCGCUGUCCUCUCACCUCUGGUUUUCCAGUCUAUGUGUAUGACAGUGACCAGUUUGCCUUUGGCAGCUACCUGGAUCCUUUGGUCAAGCAGGCUUUUCAGGCUACAGCACGAGCCAGCGUUUAUGUUACAGAAAAUGCGGACAUUGCCUGCCUUUAUGUGAUAUUAGUGGGAGAAAUACAGGAGCCAGUAGUACUUCGGCCUGCUGAACUUGAGAAGCAGCUCUAUUCUCUACCACAUUGGCGGACAGAUGGACACAACCAUGUCAUCAUCAAUCUGUCGCGGAAGUCAGAUACACAGAAUUUACUAUAUAAUGUCAGUACAGGCCGGGCCAUGGUGGCCCAGUCUACUUUCUAUGCUGCCCAGUACAGACCUGGAUUUGACUUGGUAGUGUCACCACUAGUCCAUGCCAUGUCAGAGCCCAAUUUCAUGGAAAUCCCACCACAGGUGCCAGUUAAGCGGAAAUAUCUUUUCACCUUCCAGGGUGAGAAGAUUGAAUCACUGAGAUCCAGCCUUCAGGAGGCCCGCUCCUUUGAAGAAGAAAUGGAGGGUGACCCUCCAGCCGACUAUGAUGAUCGUAUCAUUGCCACCUUAAAGGCUGUACAGGACAGCAAGCUAGAUCAGGUCCUGGUAGAAUUUACCUGCAAAAACCAGCCUAAACCCAGUCUGCCUACUGAGUGGGCACUGUGUGGGGAGCGUGAGGACCGCUUAGAAUUACUGAAGCUUUCCACCUUUGCCCUCAUUAUCACUCCUGGGGACCCUCACUUGGUUAUUUCAUCUGGGUGUGCAACACGGCUCUUUGAAGCCCUGGAAGUUGGUGCUGUCCCAGUUGUGCUGGGGGAGCAAGUCCAGCUUCCCUACCAGGACAUGCUGCAGUGGAAUGAGGCAGCCCUGGUGGUGCCCAAGCCACGUGUUACCGAGGUUCAUUUUCUGUUACGAAGCCUCUCAGAUAGUGAUCUGCUGGCUAUGAGGCGGCAAGGCCGCUUUCUCUGGGAGACGUACUUCUCAACCGCUGACAGUAUUUUUAAUACCGUGCUGGCUAUGAUUAGGACUCGCAUACAGAUCCCAGCUGCUCCCAUCCGGGAAGAGGCGGCAGCUGAGAUCCCCCAUCGUUCAGGCAAGGCGGCUGGAACGGACCCUAACAUGGCCGACAAUGGGGAUCUGGACCUGGGGCCAGUGGAAACGGAGCCGCCUUAUGCCUCACCCAAAUACCUCCGCAACUUUACUUUGACUGUCACUGAUUUUUACCGCAGCUGGAACUCUGCUCCAGGGCCUUUCCAUCUGUUCCCCCACACACCCUUUGACCCUGUAUUGCCCUCAGAGGCCAAAUUCUUGGGCUCGGGGACUGGAUUUCGGCCUAUUGGUGGUGGAGCUGGGGGUUCUGGCAAGGAGUUUCAGGCGGCACUUGGAGGCAACGUUCCACGAGAGCAGUUCACGGUGGUGAUGUUGACUUAUGAGAGGGAGGAAGUGCUUAUGAACUCUUUAGAGAGACUGAAUGGCCUCCCUUACCUGAACAAGGUCGUGGUGGUAUGGAAUUCUCCCAAGCUACCGUCAGAGGACCUUCUGUGGCCCGACAUUGGCGUCCCUAUUAUGGUGGUCCGGACUGAGAAGAACAGUUUGAACAACCGAUUCUUGCCCUGGAAUGAAAUUGAGACAGAGGCUAUCCUGUCUAUUGAUGAUGAUGCUCACCUCCGCCAUGAUGAAAUCAUGUUUGGGUUUCGGGUGUGGAGAGAAGCACGGGACCGCAUUGUGGGUUUCCCUGGCCGUUACCAUGCGUGGGACAUCCCUCAUCAGUCCUGGCUCUACAACUCCAACUACUCCUGUGAGCUGUCCAUGGUGCUGACAGGUGCUGCCUUCUUUCACAAGUAUUAUGCCUACCUGUAUUCUUACGUGAUGCCCCAGGCCAUCCGAGAUAUGGUGGAUGAAUACAUCAACUGUGAGGACAUUGCCAUGAACUUCCUUGUCUCCCACAUCACUCGGAAACCCCCCAUCAAGGUGACCUCUCGGUGGACUUUCCGAUGCCCAGGAUGCCCUCAGGCCCUGUCACACGAUGAUUCCCACUUUCAUGAGCGGCACAAAUGUAUCAACUUUUUUGUCAAGGUGUAUGGCUAUAUGCCCCUGCUGUACACUCAAUUCAGGGUGGACUCUGUGCUCUUCAAAACCCGCCUGCCCCACGACAAGACCAAGUGCUUCAAGUUCAUCUAGGGGCAUUGCAAGUUUUAGGGAGAGGAUGAGCAGAGAGGGGGAGAUGGCUCCUAAGGUUCCUAGACAUUGAAGGACCUCAGGGACAUCCGCUGGGUGGGUGGCCCAUGCCCUCUGCUGGGAGAGGUGGCAGGAAGAAUGGAAAGGAAAUAGCCUUCUUUCUCUUAAAGUCGGCCACACUGGGCCUGGAACCCUGGUCCAAGGACACCGGGGUUCCCUAUACAGGGCACUGACUGAUAGCUUACACUGAGGACCAUGGGGACUCCGGAGAGUCACUCACGCAGUUCAUAAGCCCAGGACAGCUGGUUUGUGAUUUUUAAAUUCAGUAACAGCUAUUAUUAUUAUUUAAAAGGAAAAAGUUUCAGAUUUGCCAUUCAAGGCUUAUUUAUAUAUAUGUGUGUGUAUAUAUACAUAUAUAUGUGUGUAUAUAUGUAUAUAGAUGCACACACACACUCUCACAUACAUAUACAUAUACAUAUAUAUAUAUAUAUAUAUUUGGCGGGGGGGAGUUUGAAAUUUCUGCCUGUUUCACAAAGUGAGGGACCCAUCAGGUCUUCUGAUGUUCUGUAUGUUGGUGGAGACGGAUCCUGGCCUCAUGGUAUCUAGCUCAUCCUUAAGGAUCAUCUCCACACUCCCCAGGGCAUCAUUGUGCAGAAACAAAAAGGCCAGGCUUGGCCCUCCUGUGGGGCCUGGACGAGAUAAGCCGUGUCGGUUUGUUCCUUCCCCCAUCUGUUGCCACCCGGCGAUCUGGAACUCGCGUCUUCCUGUCGCUUGAGUCCGUGGGGAGGACCUGCACCUCUGGGAACAGCGGAGCUUCCCUGUGCUGGAUUCAGUGGUUUCAAGGAUUCAUCAUUAGGCCGUGCUGUCCCAGAACUUGUCCCUGCGCCCCCAUUCUCUCCCCUGUUGGAAAGAAGAAUGAGGAAGGAGUGAGACCUGAAGACAGCUCUCCCAGAUGGCUCUUUUUGUUCAGCCCUCCUUUUAAAACACAUGUUGUGCUUUCCUGAAAGUUAUCUCUUGUGUAAGAGAACAGAGAACUGGCAGGCACUUCCAGGUGUGAUCUGCAGUGGUUUGCGGGUUGGCCUCCUCUCUCUGGCGUAGAAUGAGUGAGCAUCCUUUGCGGAUCCCCACCCGGCUGGCCGGGAAGUCUUACAGCAAGGCGCCUGCCUUGGGAUAAAUACCUUGGUGAAAUUCACCUUCCCCUCCGCCUUUGUCUGGACCUGUGCCCUAUGUUACCUGUAGUUUUUAGAUCCCCAAUGCCAGGUUGGUUCCAGGACCCCUUGAGGUUUGGUAUGUGCCACAACGAUAGGAAGAUCUAAUUUGUUAAGUUAGGCUCCAGUCCAGCCUGAGAUUUCACAGGCAUUUGUACCUACAUUACCACUUUCACUCCAGGUUUACAUUUCUAUUCCUUGGGCUGAAAUGGAAAUAAGCUAUUGGGUUUUUUUUUGUUUGUUUGUUUGUUUGUUUUUUUUUUUUUUUGGUGGUAGUGGCAGUAGGGGAAUGGAAGAGGGUAUUAGAGGCAUUUGGCAGGGAUUUAGCCCAUGGCUUGUACCAUUUUUCUGGACCCCACUUUCUUUCAGUGAAGUUGAAUAUAGGUGGUUUCCUACAGCUGGACAAAAGCUCAGGUCUGUCCUGGUCAUGCACAUGCCUUAAGCCAGUUCCGUCUUCCCCAGACCUUGACACCCUGUGCUUCUAUUUCUUGGGGGCACGUUCUCCUCUGACAUGUCUGUAUCAGUGGGUCUCUUCAAAUAUCAUUUCGAAGCCAGACUCUGUCCCGUAUAGAUCCCAUCCAGCUGGAGGGCUAGCUGGACCUAAGGGACCUCUCCUUCUUGGCAGACAAGACCAGGGCUGCGCCUGGGACUUGUGUCGUCCAGAGGUUCCCACUGGCAUCCCACUGGCUCUUCCACAGAGGCAGCUACCCAGGAAAUUCAAUUCAGCUUCUCAGCAACCCAGCAAAGGGGUCCAACUCCCUGCAUCCUAGCUUUCUAACUACCCUUUUCUUGAUUCCUGACUUUAUCCUUUUUAGCGGUAGCCUUCUUCCCUCCGGGGAGCCAAAGAGUGUGGUGUUUUGAGCUAUAUAUGUGGCUGCUAUUUUUAUCUUGUUUAUUUUAAUGUGAGGAACUCAUAAACUGACUUUUAGUGGGACCUGGUGAGAAAAGAGCAGUCUGUGUUAGGACCCCCAUAUAUUGGAGCCAGGUUUUUUGGUCCCUGAAUGCUCUUGGUGGAUCCAGGAGUAGCUGAGUGGUCUGAGAUUAUGGAUGACAUCAAAGCAUACUGCAGAAGGGCUAGGAUGUCAGAGCCCCUGACAAGGCGAGCACUAUUUUGACUUGAAUGGAACACUAACCUGAAGGACUCCGAACAGCAGGCCCUGGUGGACACUGGCCAUGUUCUUAAGGGACUCUCCUCAGUAGCAAGAGGUGGGGCAGUCAGACCUUUUAUGUUGCUUGGUUAGGUGCUACUGGAGAGUGAGUGGCUGCUGCUUUUUGUAAGCUGGGUUAGGGGGAGGCCCAGCUCCAUGCUUCAAAUGCCUUUGAUGCUGAUCGGUCACCUUGGGAAACACAGAUGUCAUCUCUACCAUGUAACUGUGACUCAUUUGGAAGAUGAAAACCGCUCACAUGGGUUUCCCCAGCUGUCUGUAGGUAACACCUUGUUGCCUAGUCUUUGCACCCAGGGCCCCGGACAUCCUUGUCCCCAGGUAGCCAGUUGCUUUUCACCAUGAGGGACAUUCACCUAAGUGAGAGCCUCCCCAAGGUGCUCAUCAGUCUGUCUUGAGCCUUUGCACUCCUGGCAGUGGUUGUCUGUCUGGUGCGGACUGCUCCUCAGGCCGGGCCGGCUCGUGGUCACCGGGGUCCUGUGUUGGCAGGUGGAGUGGUCUGUGCAGGAGCUGCCUGUGUGUGUGCUCAGGGAGCUCCCGCCUUGAAAUGAUGAUAUGUUGAAGGGGGAAGCUCUUUGAUGUCCAGGCCGUGUCCAUCCGCCCCACCCUUUUUCCAGUCAUGAGCACAAUGGUCUUAUGUUGGAUUUUUGUAAAAAAAGAAAAAAAUAAAUGGAGACUUUAACUCAA